Messenger RNA from Xenopus laevis (African clawed frog), 4736 nucleotides. It is a transcript of the gene spred2.L, whose product is annotated as sprouty related, EVH1 domain containing 2 L homeolog. Gene Ontology annotation, biological process: regulation of signal transduction; negative regulation of MAPK cascade; negative regulation of intracellular signal transduction. The coding region runs from base 599 to 1915 and encodes 438 amino acids. The transcript has 6 exons. Gene Ontology annotation, cellular component: plasma membrane; transport vesicle membrane; membrane. Gene Ontology annotation, molecular function: protein kinase binding. NCBI's taxonomy places the organism in Eukaryota, Metazoa, Chordata, Amphibia, Anura, Pipidae. The record is from RefSeq and is a predicted model, not a curated record.
GUAUGAGAUAACUGUGCUCCCAAACAUUGUUUUUAUGGUCCAGUUACUCCCUAGUAACCAAUCAGCUCCUUUUCAGCAUGUUAAAGCUGUGAACAUUCUACAUGUUUAGCUGGGCUGCCUGUUCUGUCAAGAAAUGUUGAGUGGGAAUUCAUUAGGGGUCAUUGACAUAUCUUGUUGGCCCUGAUCUAACAAGCACUUGCACUCUGGCCUUACCCCAAAUUGAAAAACCCACACAAGGAGCAGAGUUCAGUGACAGGAGUAUCUGGAAAGCAUUGUCCUUACUCCCUGUCCAUAGGGCGCCUUAAUGAUGUGCAAAUUAGGCACAGGACAGAGAUUGCUGCUUGUCCCUCUUGGGUAGAACACUGCCUAACUCAGGUUGUCAGCUGUGAGGGUUCCAGUAAGUGGUGCUCAUGCCCAUAAAGAAGACAUGUUCGUGUAGUGUGUAGGCGUAUACUGCACAUAUUUAGGCGUGCUGCUGCAUGCCAACCCUUGGCAGAUGUUUACUUGGCUUUCUGUGCUUUAGCUCAGCACGUCUCUGUCAUCAUAUGACUCCCUCCCAUGUUGAUUUGGCCAGCCUGUUCUCUUGAGGUUUGGAGAGAUGGCCACUUGUUUUAGGACUAACCAACUAAAGGAGACCUUGCAGAUAAAUCCAGACCACCCAUGGAGUAGAGAUUAUGAAAGCCCUUGUGGUUAUCCGGUUAUCUCUGGCAGUGACAGCUACAUUGUGCGUGUGAAGGCGGUGGUUAUGAGCAGGGAUGACUCGAGUGGGGGGUGGCUACCGCAUGAAGGAGGUGGACUAAGCCGCGUUGGCGUCUCCAAGGUGUAUCCAGAGGACAGUGGAAGGAGCAAUUUUCUCAUCCAUGGGGAAAGACUCAAUGACAAACUGGUCUUAUUGGAAUGUUAUUUGAAGAAGGACUUGGUCUACUGGAAAGCAACUCCAACAUUUCAUCACUGGUUAGUUGACAACAGGAGGUUUGGCCUCACCUUUCAGAGCCCUGCUGAUGCAAGAGCCUUCGACAGAGGAGUCCGCAAAGCCAUUGAAGACCUCACAGAAGGAUCUACUACUUCUUCUUCCACAAUCCAUAAUGAGGCAGAGCUUGGGGAUGAUGACGUGUUUGCUACCAGCACUGACAGCUCUUCGAACUCAUCACAGAAGCGAGAGCCACCGGUGAGGACCAUGGCGUCUCCUUUGCCCGGCGUUCAUUGCCGAUAUAGCACUCUGAGCAACAUCGAUCUUCCUGGUUUUGAACAUUAUCCUACAGAACAAUCAUUGCCUCGGCCUCAUCGACACGUCAGCUUCCCGGAUGAUGACGAUGAGAUCGUACGUAUCAAUCCAAGGGAAAGGAACUGGCUCACGGGCUACGAAGACUAUCGCCAGGCACCUAUUCAUCGCAAAUACCCAGACGCCGAGAGCAUUGACUCUUACGUUCGGUUUGCUAAAAGCGAAUCUACCAAACAUGAUUACAACUACCCGUAUGUAGAUCACACAAACUUUGGCAUAUCCAAAGACCUGAAGACCUCUGUUAUAAAUACCCAGCCUUCGAGGUGCUCGUCCAGGAGGAAAGAUGGAGAGAGGUCCAGAUGUAUCUACUGCAGGGACAUGUUUAACCAUGACGAAAACCGCCGGGGACAGUGCCAGGACGCCCCAGAUUCUGUGCGCAACUGCAUCCGCCGCGUUAGCUGCAUGGGAUUUGCAGACUGUGUGCUCUAUCACUGCAUGUCUGACUCAGAAGGGGAUUACACAGACGCUUGUUCUUGUGACACCAGCGAUGAAAAAUUUUGCCUUCGGUGGAUGCUCCUUAUCCCCUUGUCCAUCAUCGCACCGGGCAUGUGCUGUUACCUCCCUCUGCGGGCUUGCUAUAACUGUGGUGUCAUGUGCGGCUGCUGCGGAGGGAAACACAAAGCAGCUGGAUGAUCACGUGGAAUCCCAAGGACUUUUUAAUCAUAUGCAUCUUUCAUGAUCUAUUGGGAAGCGCCUUGACGUGGAACACUCGGUUCCAACCUUUGGGUGCAGCUUGCCCCAACUUGAAAAGCAGUUUUAUGAAGCCACAGUGAGUUUAGCUAAGGUGUCUAACAAACUCAGAAAAAUGAAAUGCUAAACCGGUAAGGAGGAGAAGGCAUUUGAGCAGCUUUAGUUCUCACCAUUGAGAAUUCAGGUGUAUAGAAUGAACGCAGAGAAUCUAAAUCUGUCAAGCCUCAACUUGCCUGAAGUAUAUCACCUGUAAAUAGCUUUGGCACUUCCAGAAAUGUGGUAUGUCAACAACACUUCUGCUAACGGGGGCUCAGAUAUGGUAUAGAUGGAAAUAAAUCCCCCUUAUAAGUAUUUUAACCUGCAUCCAGGUAUUCUGUUCUUACCUACGGUAACAUAGGGUGAGACGAGUACCAUCAUGCAGUAGUUCUCCUUCAUUGUUAUGCAACCGCAUUUAUUUGAGAGUAUAUAGUAUUGGAUGUCCAGCACCAUUUCUUCUGUUUUCCUUUUAUGUAUUACUUUAAAUCUUGUGCGCCGAAUGUGGGUUGCGUGUGCGCGCUUUCCGCAUGGGUAACAAUCCUGAUUUAUGCUGGAGCCACGUUCAUUUCAGAAGAUCUGUUUGCCUCGAUGCUACACAGAGUGGCACAAUUUGCACAUGAUUUCGAAUGAUCGAUUCCUGAAAAUCAUCACAUGACCCUUUAUGUUUUUGGUUACUAAAUCUCACUUAGAGUCCAUCAUGUAAUGUUAUUUUUAUUGAUAUUUUCAAAUAUUUUUUUUACUGAGAAAAAAAGGGAAUUCGAUACAGUUUAGGUAACCACUUAAAGUUGAAAAUUCCUCUUUCAGCCUAACCGUUCACGUAGAAUGUUGUCGUUUUCUUUUCUGGCUUGUUUUAUCCAGCAAAACACUACAUUUUUGGUCACUUUGAGUCAUGCUAAGCAGAAACAGAUUAAAAGACUAAAGCCAUGUGAUGGCCGGGGUCGGACUGGGCCUCCUAGGAGCCACCAGAGAACUUGAGAUUCAGAGCCCACUCUCAGAGCUUAAAUGUAAGAGAGGCUAUACAGGCCUAUAAUGGAAAGAAGAAUGGGCUGAUGGAAUCUGUUCUUGGUUGAGGUCCAUUGGGCGAACCCUUAGUUCUUUGGAAGCCCAAUCCGUCCCAGGUGGUGGCCUAAUUGUUUGUUCACCAUACGGGUGAUUCAACUUUCUCACACAAGGGAUUAAAGCUGAUAUUCUCUUCUCUUAUUUUUCCAACUGAGCGUUGGGUGGUCUGAAACUUUUUCUAUUGCACUUUGUCGUUAUCUCAAAAAUGCAAUGUACUUUAAAGAGGGAGUUGACUAUUAAUGAAAGCAAAGGUAGUUGAGUGACAUGGGAGACUAGUCAAAAACACUAGAUUAAAGGGAAGCCUCGCCCUCCACAUGUCUAACAUGGUGCUAUUGUCUUGAGGAUCUGGGGCAAGAGUAAAGCAAUUCCAGGGCGGUGCAUUGUCCAACGUCUUCUGCUGGUGGCAAUGUAUCUAAAAGGGAGAGGAUCAAAAGUCAUUUCGGUUUUAUAUAUGUACAAAAGUAUAGUCUUUGACUUGUUUUAUUGUUUUACUGCGUAAAACUAUUUCUUCUUCUUCUGAAGGCAAAAGUGUUGUGUGGUGGUCACAAGUGGGUAACCGACGAAUUGGAACAGAGUUGAGAACGGAGAGUUGGGUCGAGUGAGCAAUUACUCCUUGCCAUGCUUUCAGGGUGCUUGAUCUUGUCAUAAGCUGUAGUGAACAACUAUCGACCCCAAGUAACAAGCAUUUUUUGGGAAGACCUGUGUAUCUCAUAAAAAUCCGAAACAUGGAGUUAUUCUUAAGGAGCCAUUGGCAGGAUACCGAAGGAAGGGUCAUACAUACACAUUUCUGUUGUUCCACAUGGUCAGGUGGAGCUGCAGCUUUUCUUCACUUGUUCAUCUGCCAGUGACCAACAUGGUGCAUUCUAAAAGGAAAGAGUGAAAAUAGAGUUCACCAGAGAAAGAGAAACUCUUUUUUUGGUAAAAACUCUCAUUUGAAUUGGGAAUUAUCCAAACUCGAUUCGAAUUUUAAUUUUGAGAUUUAUCCAACCUAUCCCCUGGGAAUAAUUCUAAUUCGAAUAUUGGCCACCUUAAACCUGCCGCGUUCAUGUAUAAGUCAAUGGGAGAGGUCCAGUGAUCAAUUUGAAGAUAUUGGCCUCCCUGACAUUCUCGGAGAAAAAAAACUCAAAUUAAAGUUUAGUCGAAUUUGAUUCGAUUCCAGUUUUCAUGCUGGUAAUAUUCAUUCGAGUUUUAGAUAUUCUAUGUUUUUUCUUAAAUAGCCUCCCAAUUGAAUUUUGAGUAUAAUUGAAUUUAUUAGAGUUAAAAACAACAUAAAUUAGAAAUUCAACCGUUGAUAAAUGGGCCUCCCAGAUUAAAAUGCCCCUAAAAAAUUCCAUACAGAGAUGUGAUAUUUCCCUUGGCAGUCUUUAAUGCCCUUUAAUAAAGAGAUGCCUUAAAGACUGAAAAAAUAUGGCGCCCCCAAGAGAAAAUUCACUGUAUUGCAGUCUGCAGUUGCCUUAGAGUGUUCUCUUUUUCUAGCUCUGCGUUUGUGUAAACCCGACAGUCGAAAGGAAUAGCAGAUUGUCCCGUAAAACAGAAUUGUUCACUAGUAACCGACCCACCACUGAAAGCAAAUAGACGGUACUGGUUAAUAGUUAAUUAGGUGUAGUUACAAAAAUGUACAUUUCUUUGUUCAUUGUAAAGUGAUAUAACUAUUUUAAGUAAGAUGUUU